Seriola dumerili (greater amberjack) is the source of this 2435-nucleotide messenger RNA. It is a transcript of the gene cep41, whose product is annotated as centrosomal protein 41. Gene Ontology annotation, biological process: protein polyglutamylation; cilium assembly. The record is from RefSeq and is a predicted model, not a curated record. Lineage: Eukaryota; Metazoa; Chordata; Actinopteri; Carangiformes; Carangidae. Gene Ontology annotation, cellular component: ciliary basal body. The transcript has 11 exons. The coding region runs from base 78 to 1139 and encodes 353 amino acids.
CUAGUUAGCUGUCAUCAGUGUUAAGUUACCAUAUCAACAGUGCACCUGUAAGGAUGAUAACGUCAGUUAAAUAGUACAUGACAAAAAGAAUACCGAAAAACGCAAAGUAUCAACAUGUCAAAACACGGUUGGACACAGGAUGCAGCCUUACGAAGUAUAUGGAAAGACUGGAGGACAUUAAAAAAAAUUAUAGAUAUCGUAAAGAUGAAAUCUUCAAGCGGUUAAAGGUGUCGACAUUUGCACAACUGAUCCUUCAGGUAGCCUCAGUGUCAGACCUGAAUGAAAGUGAGAAUGACGGCCCAGAAGACGGUGUGUCAGUGAUGUCUGACGCGGACUUGGAGUGUCUGUCUGAACACACCUACGGCUCCAUAAAGGUGUCACCUCUUUCAGAUCGCCAGGAUGCAGGUGACGCCAGGGAUAUCUGCUACACUGCCAGGUCAACACUGCUAAGUGUUAUCAGUGGCGUGGGAGAGCUGAACCUCGACAGGAACAGUCACAAGUUGGAGAAUGAGGUGUCCAACCUGGAGCUGGCUGACAGACCUUACCCUGACUGCCCCUACCUGCUGCUGGACGUACGGGACCGCGACCAGUAUGAAGGCUGUCACAUUAUCAGCGCACAAAGUUUCCCCUCUGCCACGCUAUCUCGGACAAUGAACCCCUACACCAGAGAAGUGCUGGAAUAUAAAAAUGCAGCAGGGAAGAUCAUCAUUGUGUAUGAUGAGGAUGAGAGAAUAGCCAGCCAGGCAGCCACCACCAUGUGUGAGCGAGGAUUUGAAAAUCUGUUUAUGCUGUCCGGAGGUCUCAAAGUAAUCGCUCAGAAGUUUCCAGAAGGGAUGACGACGGGCUCCUUCCCAGCCUCGUGCCUCUCCACCCCCGCGUCCCUGAAGGGGAAGAAGAGCUCCGUGCAGCAGCAGCAGCAGCAGCAGUCGGCAGAGAAGAGGUUGCGGUUUUCAUCAGACGAGCUGAUCAAGAUCCAGGAGCAGCUGGAGGAGAUACACAUCCCAUGUAACAGUCGUAUGUCCAGCCGCAUGUCCACCAUCAGCUCCCAGUCUAAAACAUCCAGCAGUCAGAGUCGACAGAGUUCCUCCACCGCAGGGAGGGACGGCACCAGGGUUCAAAGCAGCAGACCCUGGAAAUAACCCCUCCCACCCUCAAACCACAGUCAGACGUACACAAACAAACGUACCUCCAACACAAAGUCCAUUUAUUUCAGGGUCCGCUCCAUCCCGUGGUCCCAUCUGCAAAAUCAUUCCCCACAGUCAGAGGUGGACAGGAAACCCCUCAACUGCUUCAUUACAGCAACUAGAGAUAUUUUCCCGAAUCUCACGUGUUUCUGGCGCCGUCCACCAUCUUUCCUCUGACGCAGAGGCGGAAUAUUCUUCUCAAGUUUUGUGUUUUUAUGUUUAGGAAAUUACUGCACACACAGCCUGGGAAGUAAUAAACACUACGCAACGAUAAAGAAAUUUACAAAUAAUCUUCAUCUUCACAUUUGGAGAUUUAUGUCCGACUGUAGUAUUUUCCCCUUACUAGUUUUUUUUUCUUUAUUUCUUAAAAUAUUUAAUAAAUUGUGUACGUUUGCACGGUGCCUCAUCUGUGAAUCUGAAAACUGAUGGAUCUGAUUGCACUCAAAUUCCUUUUUCACCCCAGAAUGAAAUUCAAAUUGUGAUUUUUUUUUUUCUUUUUUCUAUUAUAACUUCAUUAUUUCCAGACAGCUCACGUCUCAUUGCUCCAUCAGUAUAAAAGCCACCGAAUAAAUGACAUUCCUAGAAGACUUAGAAUUUUAUCGCUGCAGACAUUAGAGUUGAAUGUUGAUAACAUGAAGGGUAUGCUGGGGAUUUCUGUAGUGCAUGAAGUGUAUUGUUUGUAUGAAUAAUGUUACAGAGCUGGAUCCAUUUUGUAAAAAGAAGAGUUGUGCUGUAUUUUUGUAAAAUGCGUCAUACUAUCUUAUUAUAAUUCCUUAACUGACAGUGCACCAACAGCCUUUAUGUGCAACUUACACACUAAUGUUACUGAGACUGGUUUGUUUGUUGUUUUUUGCCUGUGUGUGUGUGUGUGUUUGUGUGAGGAUCAGAGUACUGUACGUUGUGAAACUGAACGAUUGAGGCCUUCACACAGAUCGCAGCGUCACUGAAGGAAGGAAACGGACGUUUGGUCGCGCAGCACUUCAGAUCCCCCAGAUACAUUUGAAAUACAGUAUUGCUAAUUUGUGGCCUUUUGACUUGAUUCACUCACAGUCACCUAUGAAGUGCAUGGAAUGAAAAGAUGGAUCUCUUUUUAGUGAUUAAUGUUGUGUUUUCAUCAUCAGUCUUAACCAGCUGAUCUCAUGAUUCUGUCGGUAAAUUAAUGUUUAACAAUAAAGUAGAUGAUUGUUGUGAAAUGAUGAAUAUCAAAAUCUGAGUUAAAAAAGGGAAAAAGAUGAAAGCCUCUUGGAAACA